Molecule: messenger RNA, 7333 nt
Organism: Dicentrarchus labrax (European seabass)
Lineage: Eukaryota; Metazoa; Chordata; Actinopteri; Moronidae
Gene: snx19b
Product: sorting nexin 19b
Exons: 14
Coding region: 30-3110 (1026 amino acids)
Cellular component (GO): intracellular membrane-bounded organelle; early endosome membrane
Molecular function (GO): phosphatidylinositol binding
Source: RefSeq, a predicted model, not a curated record
GGUGCGCGGGAGCUAUUUCAACAUACGUCAUGAUACAGGAAGUAAACAAACCAGACCAAAGUGUUACGCUCACGAGACCUCUUGAGUGCCAUGACAGCUCGGGCAGGUGUGAUGUUGCUCUGGCCUGCAUGAUCUCCCCAUCUCAUCCUGAGGGUGUCAAGCAAGACAGUGCCAUGACUGAGGUGUUGGGACAGAGGAGCCUGUUGGGCUUUGGUGUGCUGUUGGCAUGGCUGGUACUGUUCCACCUGCUGGUCAACAUCUGGCUGCUGUGCGUGUUCACCAGCCUGCUGGUGGUGCUCGGCGGCUGGCUCGGCUCGCAGGCCGUCCUGGAGUCCAACAGUGUGGUUCACCUGGAGAGGUUUAUCACCCUGGAGCAGGUUCCACCGUCUGUGGAGGAUGAGCAGCACUUGGACCAGGAGAUCCACAACACAGUGAGAAAAAUCAUCAGGGACUUUGUCACCUCCUGGUACGCCACUGUGUCCUCUGAGAGUUGUUUUGAAACGGAGGUUCAAGAGGCAAUGAUCUCUAUGGCCAUGGAGCUGAAAAUACGCGCAAGACAGGUCGACAGGAAGGAGCUGACCCAGAGGAUCCUAGAUCUGUUUGGCUGCCACCUGCAGGAUUAUAUCAGGGCCAAGGAGCUGGUGAGCGAGCAGCCUCCGACAGCAAAGUGGAGCGGCGAUAGCGAGCAACUGUGGAAAGCGUAUUCCAGCAUCACCGCGCCUCACCUCGCCAUGACCAGUGAGGCAGUGGAGGUAAACUAUACCAGAGCGGUCGUAGAUUUGCUGCUGCACGUUUUGGUGCAGUCGCCGCACUUGGAGACCCGCACCGGACGGUUCGUGGUCGGAGAGCUCAUCACCUGCAACGUUCUGCUCCCACUCAUUGCGAAAUUGUCUGACCCUGACUGGUUGAACAGUCUGAUGAUCGAAAUAUUCGGCAAGUCUAGCAAACCACAGGAGCCAGUUACAACAGCCCCGCCGACUUCACCACCACCGCUACCGCCGCCGCUGCCCGCUCAAUCAGAGCUCGCUCCACUACAAGAGACAACGCAUGUUUUGCCAAAGAAUAAUAAAGUUCCUCCAGUAGGAGCUGAGACUGAAAUGGUAAAUGACACAGAGACGGCCACACCCGAACUCUCUGUCUAUGAUGUUGUUGACUCCGAGGAGGUGGACUGUCAACAGAACAACGCUGAAGAAGAAGAACCUACUGUACCCUUUUUAAGGCACUACAUGAGAGGAAGCAAGUCAAACCCAUUUUACCAGGAAAAUGACUCUGACCUGGAUUCUCCUUUAGACUAUAAACGAAGUUCCAUUGAUUCCCUGGUCAUGAUAGGCCAUGAGGAGGGCCUGUAUGACAGACAGAAAGAAUCUAUUGAGAGCAAUAAUGGCGUGGAGCUGGAGGAUGUUUUCCCAAGCCCAGUGAAUGGCUCUUGCCCUAAGGUCCUGGUAAAUUCACAACCAGUAGAGUACCCCAAUGGCUGCGUAACCUCACCAGUUCAGGCAGCCGAGGGGGCUCCCACUAUCAGAAGCCUUCAGGACCUGGAGAAGGAGGGCAGUUCCCCUUCAGUAAACCCAGCCAGGGAGCUCCUUCUGGGUGUGGAACAGAGUGGGCUGGGGACCCCCAGUGAGCUGACUGAAGUCAGUCCGUUGCAAGGCAAUUCCCCUAUGCCGUCGUUCAGUUUUGAGCCCCUCAGCAGCCCCGAUGGACCAGUCAUCAUCCAGAACCUCCGCAUCACCGGCACCAUCACAGCUAAGGAACACCGCGGCACCGGCUCACACCCCUACACUCUUUACACUAUCAAAUAUGAGACAGCGAUGGGCUGUGAGAACCCCGGAAGCCUCCAGUCGGGCUCCGAGGAUGCUGAAGUUGUUCCGUCAGGUUGUGAGAAUCCGUCAUCCAUUCAGCCAGUAGCGUAUCACAUGGUCAACAGGCGAUACAGCGAGUUCCUCAAUCUGCAGACACGGCUGGAAGAAAAAACAGAACUACGGAAACUCAUCAAAGGUGUGAAAGGUCCCAAAAAAAUAUUUCCAGACAUGCCGUUUGGAAACAUGGACAGUGACAAGAUAGAGGCCAGGAAAGGACUUCUGGAGACCUUUCUAAAGCAACUCUGUGCCAUCUCUGAAAUAGCCAACAGUGAGGAGAUGCAGGAGUUUCUGGCUCUCAAUACAGACGCCAGGAUCGCCUUUGUCAAGAAACCUUUUAUCGUGUCACGCAUAGACAAGAUCGUGGUGAAUGCCAUUGUGGACACCCUGAAGACAGCGUUUCCUCGUUCAGAACCUCAGAGCCCAACAGAGGAUAACGAGGCAGAGGUGGACGGAGGGAAAAUAACUACCGACAAGAAGAGCAAGUCUCGCCUUAAGUUCUCCAGUAAAAACAUCCCCUUUAUGAACGGCUCAGACAUUAGACCGCCAGUUUUGUUCAGUUUGGACCAAACCAGCACAGCGUUUAAUGGGAUGUCCUUUACCGAUUUGCAAGCCUUUAUUACUGAACAAGAAAAACUUUCCAUCGGAGCCGAGACGGAGAGGGAGGACAGUCCUGUAGGCUGUUUGGUGGGCAGCUUGAGAGAAAAGCACAGUCAGGAGCCUGCAUCUGAGAUGGCGCUGGCUGAGGUGGCUCUGAACAUCCUGUGUCUGCUGAUGGAGAAGCAGUGGAGCUGGCUGUGCACUGAAAACAUUCAGAAGACCAUCAGGCUGCUGUUUGGGACCCUUAUUAACAGAUGGCUGGAUGUGAGCGUAGCCAACCUGACUUGCACCAGGUACUGGGUGGUGUACCUGCAGGUCAUCCAGGAGGCUGUGUGGCCUGGAGGCACCCUGCCGACGGCUCCUCAACUUGAACGUAGCCAGCAGCAGAAGGACAGCACCAGACAGCAAGCCUUACACUGUCUGAUGAGACUCCUACCAGAUCUGGUCUCAGACAUGUUGGGCUCAGACAAGUAUAAACUCAGCUGGCAGACUGCGCUGGACUCCCUUCAAGACCCCUACAUUAACAGACACCUGGUCUACUGCAUAUUCGAUCUUCUGCUGGAGUUCCUGGUUCCUGAAAUACCUGAGGAGAACUUCCAGAGGAGCCUGUUGCAGACCCUCUCCAAGAACCCAGAGAAGCUGCUGGCAUGAGAGGAAACCCCAAUGGAACACCUGCAAACCCAGCUGUAUUUUCCCAUCAUGCUAUCUGAUCAUUUACCAUUGAUGAUUUUCUGAAAGGCAGCAUGACGGCAAGGCUGCUCCUGUUCUACUAAUGUUCUGCGAGUGUAAGUGAAUGUUUCUGGUGAGACUGAAUAUUCUCUGUCCCCACUUUAAACUCCUGAAGCCCCUCAGGUCUGUCUUUAGUUUCGUGUUGAUGUGUUGACACAUGAGGCUCUUGAACAUGGUGUGCUGUGUACACACACACUUUAACACAACCUACAUUUGAAGCAGCUUUGAUUACAUGAGAGCACAUGGUUUGUGUUUAAUCUCGAAACGUGUCUGACGUGUUGUUCAGAUCGAAACAUGUGGCAAAGCCUCCUCCGAUCUCCACGUCCAGCCUCUUCCUGCUCACUUAACUCUCCGGCUUUGACUAAACUCACAUCAGAUGGUCUUCACACUCUACCCUCAUCGCCGCUUGUGUAGAAAAACCCACACCUGUUGCCCUAAUCUGGAGGAGCAGGAUUUGCUUUUUUCCCCCUCAACUUAAAUCUCAAAAUGCUCUAUUGGGAUUUAGCAUCAGUGUUUUUAUCCUCCACUGACCCAUUCCUCAACAUCCCACUGGCUCUGUAUAAAGCCCCACAUGUGAUUCUGACAUAAUGUGAGCUAUACUUCCUAAAUCUGAGCCUUCCUGAGGGAUCACAUGUCUCUGGUAGUGAUUCUUUUUAACCUGCAUGUGUCCAGGUGUAGGAAAAGCGUACUGCAGUGUAGUGUGGUGAAGAGUUGGCCACAAGAUAUUUUACUGGCUUCACAGAUGCGUCACAGUUAUUUUAACAGGUCCCUUGGAGAAUGAUCUGUGCAGUUAAUGUCUAAAUCUUAUAAGAACUGGGCUCCACAAAAGCAGGUAUAUGAAGGGUAGGAAUGGUGUUGGCCCAGGCCCAUUCAAUAACUCGAGUAAAACUGUAAACUGCUGGAGUCUCUACAUACUUAAUCUGCUUACUUAUCACUUUUCUUCGUGAGUUGGAUAAUUAAGCAGCAGAUUUAAAGGGUUGGUACAUUAUCUAUAAGCACAAUUUCUCAUGUACUUUUAGUGGUAUCUCUCCAUGCUUUUCAGUUCAACCACCUUUGGUGAAGAAAUAGUCCCUAUGACAACUGUGUGUUCUGUGGAUCUUACUAACACUUUCCACAGCAGACAUUUUGACUUGUCAUAGUAAAAAAAAAAGCACAGGAGUUACAAAUAACUAGAGCCUGACUGAUAUAUAUUGGAUAUUAGUCUAUCAUGGAUAUAUCGGUGUUGUAUCCGUAUGGGCGUAUAUGUUAGCUUUAAUGCUAACUUUAACCUUAACUCGAUGCAGACUCUGUUGGCUAAAACUGAUGAGUGCAUCCACUAACAUCAGUCUGAUUGUCACAAAUUGAGUAAUUCACCUUUCUUUUUUACUUGUAAUUGAAAAAGUGUUGUUCUAAUUAAUGAAUUAGCCUAAAAACUUCUCAUCAAGUCUGUGAUACAGUGUUAAGCCAGUAUAUAUUCAAUCCCAGACCUCCACUGUUCACUCAUUCUCUUGUCACUUUAGAAACCAUCUGAAGAGAGUUUGAGUGGUGUCCCCACACAGUGUACAUUCACUUUAAAUAUAUUGUUGCACUUUGUAAAUUUGCCUUAGCAUCUUCAGCCUUCACGGUGGUAACACAACAAUUCAUUCCCAGCUGGAUAUGACAAACAGAAAAGGUAUUGUAGUUUACUGAAAAUAUCCCAGUGUGUAUCCAAAGUGUGUUACAGCACAGCUCAUUAUUGCUAUGUCCACUGCAGCCAUGUCUAACCCCAAUGUCUUAACACAGACUGUCUUAAAAUAUUGUUUAGUUCAUCAGAAUGAUGAUGUACUCUAGAGUAAAUCAAUCUUUUCCAGAAACUUUCUACUAUCCAAAAUGUCCUGACUUAAAUUUGGAGAGGUUAUGUGAACUGUAAUGCUGCAUAUUUUGUAUGUAGUUAGCUCCAAUUGGGUUAUAUUAAGAGUAAAAUAAGCAGCAUUUUUUCAUUUAAAAUGCAUCAGAUAUCAAAUACAUAUCCUGGGACUGAAUCUGUAGAUGCCAAGUUUGAGAAUUGUUACAUUCCAUCUUGUAAGUUGAAAAAAUGAAGUCUUAAUCUUAAUGUUCCAUCAUUCCAGUGUUUUGCACUCUUAUAAUGGUUUGGUGGUCUCAUCCUUUCCUUUUCAUCGUGUUAACUUGUGAUUCAGCCUAUUUAUUAACCUAUUUAUUUGCUUGAUUUACUAGAUUAUGACUUUUUCUGAAUUCCGUCCAUUAAAGAAUGAGCGAGGUGCCAGUGCUGACAGAGAGGAGCGUCCUCUUUAAUGAAGUGCUUUUAAGUGGAUUUUGCCUUACUUGAUGAAGUUUGGUCUGCCUGUCCUGCAGCAGUGCGGCUGCAGUGUAGCCACCAACCAUGUCUUAGUAGAACAUAAGCACCCAAUUCCAGUUCUCUGUAGUGAAACUGUUAACACAUGUUAUGUUUAUUGUGGCAAAUUGAGCUGAAUGUUCAGGCUUUUCAGUUAUUUGUUGUGAAGAGAUUGUGAAAUUUCCUUAUCUGAUGCUGCAUAUUGCUGCCACCAUGAUAUUAAAUAUUUACUCCGUAUUUCAUUAUAACAAGAACAUUUUCUUGGUUUACCAAGAUCUUUUUCAUGUUAUACUGAUCAUUACUUUAUCAUGUUGUCACAAAAGGUACUCAUUAUUACACAAAACCAGUGUAUUGUUAAAAGAAUAAAUGUUUCUUGUUAUAACAUACGUUGGUAAAUUGUAACGAAAAACAGAUCCAGUCAGUGCCUGAAAAAAAAAAAAUACAAUAUAUAUGUGGUGCUCAGCAUCAGAUACUUUAUAAAAGAUGCACUUUUUAUAAAUAUAACUUUUUGUCAUAUUUGCUGAAACUUACACUAUAUCCUGACAGUAGCACAUGAGACAGAUAAUCUGUAAAAAAAAAUCAGGUUCCUCUGCCUCCUCCUAGUGCUCCUAAUGGUAUUUUCAAGAAUCCACCAAGCCUGAACGAAAACAACCAAUCAGAGCCAAGAAAGAUAGUUGAUUGUUGAGUCUCAUUCCAAGGGCGUCAAAUACAGACGCUCUGGGACCUGGAAAUGAGACUCAACAAUCAACGCUUCCGACCCAAAGUGUCUUUAUAUCGCUCUUGGCUCUGAUUGGUUGUUUCCGUCCAGGCCCGGGGGAUUCUUGGAAAUGCUAUUAGGAGUACUAGAACGAGAACUGAUAAUGGUACUGGUUUCAAUAAAAUCUUCAGUUUCCAUCCCUACUGAAAAAAAUGAAGAAUGUCUCUUUGUUUGUUUAUGUAGGCCAUGUAGAGGCAUGAGUAAUAAAUGGAGACUGUUUCAUAAACAGUUAAAAAUUCCCAUUUAAAUUACCAUCCUUAUCUAGACUAGGAGUGGAACACAAUUUGAAUGAAAACAGUUCAGUUAUGUUGUGUGACUGAUGAACACUGCAUUACAUCUCUUUAGGCACUGACUUACUUUAAAAUAACAAUAGACCAACUUAUCAUGUUACAAUGAGAAACAUUUCUCAUUUUAAUGAGUCACAUUGAUUUUGUGUAUUAAUGAAAGGCUUUGAUUUGACGAGGUGAAUGAGCUGAUGUUAUGGCCAGAAAAUGUUUUUUGUAAAUAAAUUUGGUAUGUAGUAUUGUCAUAAUAAUAUGAAAAAUAUCUUAUUAUAUCAUUAAAAGGAUCUCAUUAAAGCAAGGUAUUUCUCUCAUAAUAUAAAACAAUUAAUAAAAAACAUUUUUGUAAUGAUGGCAGCAAUAUGCUUCCAUACUGAUCUGCUUUAAAUGGUGGUAGAUGUUAUGUGUUAUAAUAUUAUGGAAAAAAUGCACUGUGAUGUUUGUCUUUGGAGAUUAAUGUUAAUUAGAAGAGUUUUUACAGUUAGUGACAACAUAGACACUAAAGCUCGAUCUGUUUUAGAGAAAUAUAUGACAUUGUACAGCUCCUCUGUUGGCUAUAAUCCUGUUCUCUAUCACCUUUGCACUCUUCUUCACCUUCUUGUCUUCUUUUCUAUCCGACGGUGUGUCUGGUGUUUCUCUGCACUGUCACUGGAGAACACGUGCAGUUGUGCUUUGCAUGUUGACGCUGUGAAUCUGUCUCCGUUUGCUAGCACAGUCUUUAAAACAUUUUCCUGAUGUUCCUGAGCAUAUUUGCAAAAACAAUAAAGUUACCAAACAUGAGUUAUUAAAUCUCCAA